This is a messenger RNA of Egretta garzetta (little egret), 733 nucleotides long. It is a transcript of the gene TSPAN1, whose product is annotated as tetraspanin 1. Gene Ontology annotation, cellular component: membrane. The record is from RefSeq and is a predicted model, not a curated record. Lineage: Eukaryota; Metazoa; Chordata; Aves; Pelecaniformes; Ardeidae. The coding region runs from base 1 to 714 and encodes 237 amino acids. The transcript is spliced from 7 exons.
AUGGGGUUCUUCACCUUUAUCAAGGUCAUGAUGAUCCUCUUCAACCUGGCCAUAUUCCUCGGUGGCGGGACCCUCCUGGGAGUUGGCAUCUGGGUCACAGUAGACGGGCAGUCAUUCCUGAAGAUAUUUGGGGCGCUAUCCUCUAGCGUACUGCAGGUCGUGAAUGUGAGCUACUUCCUCAUCGUCAUUGGGUCCAUCCUGCUGGUGAUUGGCUUCCUUGGGUGCUAUGGUGCCCAGAAGGAGAGCAAGUGUCUCCUGAUGAUGUUCUUCUCGGUGGUCCUGAUCAUCUUCAUUGCCGAAAUUGCUGCUGCUGUGGUGGCUCUGGUCUACACAGGUCUUGCAGAGACACUGCUGACGUCUGUGGUGACCCCUCUCCUGAAGGAGAAGUAUGGGGCGGAUAGCAGUUUCACAAGUAUCUGGAAUAUCACCAUGGGUGAGAUCCAUUGCUGUGGCCUGAAUAACUACACAGACUUCACUCACUCCCCCUUUUAUAAGAAGAAUGAAACCUACCCAGAGUUCUGCUGCAAUGGUGUGAAGCCCUGCAACGAAACGCUUGCUGCAAAAAAGGACGUCUCGGGUUGUUUCCCUCAGAUCUUGAAAGAAAUCAAGACUAACGCAGGUGUGGUGGGUGGCGUGGCAGCUGGCAUCGCUGCCUUGGAGAUCUCAUCCAUGGCAGUUUCCAUGUACCUGUACUGCAGACUGGAUCAGAAAUGACCCCGUGAGGCAGGAGGAU